CGCCCGCUCGCCGUGCGGCGGGGAGCGGCCGGGCUCCGCGUUCCGUCGCCGCCAUGAUGCCGGCCUUGGCCGCCCAGCGGCGGGGCUGCCGUGGCCUCUACCGCCUGUACCUGGGGUGCCAGGCGGCGCCGCACCCCCGCGCCUGCCACGGAUGGCAAGCUUCAAUGAAAAGUGGGAGUCUGUCUUAUAUUCUACCAUGCAAUCGUCUGCCUGUGCAGUUGGUGAGUCAAGUGAGAGUUUAUACCUCCAAUGGUCAGAAAAAAGAUCUUGGAUCAGAAGAUACAAAUGGAUCAACCCCCGAAGAAACCCUGCAUAAAGUUGGAACAGGUAGACAAGAUACGACCAAUGCAGGUCAAAAGCAGUCUUUCCUUAAAGAGCCAAUCCAAGUAAAAGUGAAAGCAGUCCUUAAAAAAAGAGAUUAUGGACCAAAAUACACGCAGAAUAACUUCAUCACUGGAGUCAGAGCAAUAAAUGAGUUUUGUCUUAAAUCCAGUGAUUUAGACCAGCUGAGGAAAAUUAAACGACGAAGCCCCCAUGAUGACACUGAGACUUUCACUGUGUACCUGAGAUCGGAUGUAGAGGCAAAGUCUCUUGAAGUUUGGGGUAGUCCAGAGGCUCUUGCUAGAGAAAGAAAACGACGUAAAGAGGCAGAGAUCAAGUACAGAGAAAAUCUAUUUAGAAACCAAAGGCUGUUGAGGGAAUACAAGGAGUUCUUUGGAAAUACUAAGCCACGCUCCAGUGCAGCAGCUAUGUUUUUCAAGGGACCAGGGAAGGUGGUAAUGGUAGCUAUUUGCAUAAAUGGGUUGAAUUUUUUCUUUAAGCUACUUGCUUGGGUUUACACGGGUUCUGCAAGUAUGUUUUCAGAAGCCAUACAUUCUUUAGCAGACACAUGUAAUCAGGCAUUGCUAGCUUUGGGCAUCAGUCAGUCUGCAAGGACGCCUGACCCUAGUCAUCCGUAUGGUUUCACAAACAUGCGCUAUAUUGUCUCCCUGAUUAGUGGAGUGGGCAUUUUCAUGAUGGGUGCAGGACUUUCUUGGUACCAUGGGAUCAUAGGUUUACUCCACCCUCAUCCUAUAGAAUCUCUUCUCUGGGCAUACUGCAUUUUAGCAGGGUCAUUGGUAUCUGAAGGAGCUACCCUUCUUGUUGCUAUAAAUGAAAUUCGCAGGAGUGCUCGAGCCAAGGGUCUGUCAUUUUAUCAAUAUGUUGUGCAGAGUCGUGAUCCUAGUACAAACGUGGUGUUACUGGAGGAUGCUGCAGCAGUUCUGAGUGUAGCUGUAGCUGCUACCUGUAUGGGUCUGACUUCUUUAACAGGAAACCCUUAUUAUGACAGUGUGGGGUCUCUAGGUGUUGGAACUUUGUUAGGAACUGUGUCAGCAUUUCUAAUCUACACUAACACUGAAGCCCUGCUGGGACGAUCCAUUCAACCUGAACAACUGCAACGACUCACCGAGUUGCUGGAAAGUGAUCCUGUAGUAAGAGCAAUUCAUGAUGUUAAAGCCACAGACAUGGGAAUGAGCAAAGUGAGAUUCAAGGCAGAAGUAGACUUUGAUGGACGGGUUGUUACUCGUUCUUACCUGGAAAAACAAGACAUUGAACAGCUGCUCCAAGAAAUUCAACAAGUGAAAACCCUUGAAGAAUUAGAAGCCUUCAUGCUUAAGCAUGGUGAGAAUAUCAUUGACACACUGGGAGCUGAAGUAGACAGACUUGAGAAGGACCUAAAGCAACGAAAUCCUGAUGUUCGUCAUGUGGAUUUGGAGAUACUAUAGACUUGGCAGAAGAAAUCUUCAGGUUGCUACCAUUUUGGAAAGAAGUCAUGUAAAGGGCUGAAAAGCUUCUGAAAUUGCAGUGACCUCAGCACCAUACCUCGCUUACUUUUGCUGUAGGCUUCCUGGACUGUUAGCACUGCUUCUGUUUCUGGAAGAGCGCUAGACUUGCAGACAAAAAUUCCCAUGGCAAAAUCAGUUUUAAAAAGCUACUUGACUUAAAUUCCACAGGAGAGUCUGUCAGAGCAUAUUUACUGCAAUUCAGAACUUAAGACUUGGGGUUUAGUUAGGCAAAUACAGCUGCCUGAAAAUAUACAACACACUUAGUUUUUCCAUUUGGUGUCCCUUUGCAGUCAGUUUGCACUUCUUUAGUUUCUUUCAAGAUAUCAUUAAAGGUUCUUGGGAGAUAUUAAGAUUAGCUAGGAAGAGUUUGUUCCAGUGGAACCUGCCAACCUUAAACUAAUUGUAGUAUUUCAACUGUGUGAUUGUUUCACAGUUUUUCUUUUCUAUGAGAUAAAUUCUUUCAAACAGGCGCUGGCCCUCUCUCAAGUACCAUGACCUGGAAACCUGCUUUUUGCCACCAUUGUGAUUACCAACCGCACUUCAGAAAAAUAAGGUUUUUCUCCUCAGUGGAGUCAGCUAUAUGUGGUUAGCCAGAGUAUGUUAAGUUACUGGGAAGAAAUUACUAUGUAGAGAUUUCAGUGAACUUCCUCUGUUUAAAUUUUGUUCUUUUUUCCCUACUUUGACACUUGUUCUCUUAUUUGUAAGUAUCUUCAGGUGUAAUCUGGGAGGUAUUUAUGGUAGCGCUUAUUAAAAGUUACCUGGCAUUUUUGGCUUUUUAUACUUUUAAUAGGCUGUAUUGCCAGAUAUGGUCUUUGCUAGAAGGUGUAAGAGAUGUAGUUGGAAGUUACAAUAGUAAAAAAUGUAUUAGAACUAUUUAUAAUUAAACAAAUGAAUACAUUGUAUUUUUAAUUUAUUUAUCUCUAGACAUUAUCUGUUAUCCGAAUUCUAAACCGCUUAUUCUGUGUUUUUUAACAAUUGACCUUGCUUGUUUGGAAAAGUAAAGUAAUUCUCUCAGUGGUCCUCAACAAUCCUGAGAUAAGCGCUUAGACUUUAUAACUUUGAAAUGUGCAAUUCUAGCACUGUAUAUAAUCAGCCUCAAGGCUUUCUGCAGUAGGCACCCAAGUUGUACCAGAUUCUUUGAGACCCAGUCUUUAUUAAUAAAGGCUAUGAGUACUGAUCAUGCAAAUUGAAAUAUAAGUGAAAUAACUGCAUAUAAAUAACUGAGGAAAAUCCUUUAUGCACUUUAACAUAUUUCAGUAAAAUGAGAAUUGCUCAUGGGUGAGAGGUGGUAGUAAGACCCUCCUAUGGACUCCGUUGCUAAGUAAUGACUGACUUGCUGAAAGAAGAAAUGUUGAUAUGAAACACAAGUCUUCAAAAAUCAAUUUAAGAUUAAAUUAUAAGCAUUGCAGCAAAUAAUAAUUGUGGAGACCAAUAUGUCCAGAUUUGACUAAAAGCUUUUUAGAAUGUUUUUUUCAUAGUAAGUGUCACCAGUGAAUUACGAGAAUUUAAAAUAGCAUGCCUUUUGACAACUGCAAAGCACUUUGCAUGCUGGUCAUUUUAAGUAGAAAAACAUUCCAGAGUUUAGUUACAGAUGGGACUUCACAUACAGUAAUUGUGGGUGAAGGGAUCUCUUUAGUACCCUUGUCCAUAACCCCUAUUCACCGGUGGCUUCUUUAUAGCAUAUUAGUUUAUUAUGGCUAAUCCAAAAGGUGGCUUACUUCAUCUGGUUUUCUCCUAUUGUAGAACUAGUUAGUAUAUUUAAGCCUGAUGAUUUGAAAUGCAGUUUAAAGGUAAUUUGGAUGUGUACUGUACCAAGUAAAUAAGGCAUAUUUUAGCACAUUAUAAAUCAUUCACCUUUCUCCUCAGUGUUCCAUGUAAACUUCAUCUCAUCUCAGUAUGCACUCUGCUGAUGUUAGUCUUAUUCAUGAAGACCACUGGAAUCUGAUAAUGCAUAACCUCUUUCCUUCUUCCUAGGAUAUUUAUAUGGAUUUUGAAUUUGAAUAAACACUUUAAUAAACCCGUUAUUCCAGAAAUCUUAAAAACCUGAAGAGAAGUAAAACUGGGAAAACCUUCUUACUGGGGAGGUUAGUGAAGACAGCCAAUGUGAUCUAAGUGGUUUGUAUGCUUGAGUUACUGAUGAAUGAGUAGUGUUAGUAUGCACUUUGCAGGGCAGAAAUUUCACUGAGAGGUUAGUAAAUGUUAUCUCAAUACCGAAGUGUUCCCAUAUCUUGUUUAGAGGAGGCAUGAGUUUAUAUUCUUACAGGGCAUCUGCUCCAAAAGCCUAUAAAAAUGUUUUUUUAGUCAUCAGAGAUGUAAUUUGUAUGAAUUCUGAUCUUAAUUUCCUUAUCUGAGUCAGAAGCAUACCCAUCCACACACCUUUUGUUUGUAUUCCAAGAUAAAAUUCAGAUCCUUGUCUCCCAAUAAUGUUACUGAUUAUAGCAUCACAAUAUGUCAAAUUUAAGAAGCCGGAACUUGAAUGUUUUUGGGUACGUAACAGUUGCAAAGUUUGAGUUCCAUUUUUAAAAAUUACCUGGAUGGUGAUGUACCACAAAAAGGCAGGCAGACUGGUUUUGGCAGUACCUUGUAAGUUUACAUGUCUUGCAGUUGGAUGAAAAUAGCGAUUCAUUGAGCCUGCCGGGUUGGAAAGGAAAAGUAAUUCCAAGCUGUUACAUUUUAAUAUAUGUUAUAAUUUGCAGAUUGUUUUUAACAGUUUUGACAUUUUUUUCUGCUUUUUUUUCUUCACUGUCUUCAUGGUCUAAAACUUGAGGUGAUGUGGGUCCAGUACUUAGUUUACCUUUGUUUUAGUGUUUUUGGGGAAAAUGUUUAACUAGUACACUUAUAUGAUAGAAUCCUCAGAAUUAAAGAAAACUUAUAAAGUGUGGAGGACUGGAUUUUUUCUUUAUCACAAAUGCAAUUACAUAAUGUUUCUUUUAGACUGAUUUUAAGGAAAAGGAGCGAGGAUUUAGCUAACAAUAACGUUAUAGUCCAGGAUAUUUUCAGUUAAGGUGUGGUCUUUUAAAAUAAUUUAUUUUUGUAGACUGGCCUUUCAGGUUCUAUUUUUUCAAAUUGUGUUCAAAAUACUACUGCCUUCUGCUUUGUGAAAGAUUGCUUACGUGUUGCGUGAUGUCUCGUAAUUCUGUAAAACUUGUGAUGUUUGAAAAAAUUGUCUCAGUGUUCCGAUAUACUGAGUGAUCUUAAUGUAUUUUACGUCAAAUUUGGCUGGACACUAAUAAUACGUGUUUUCCUGUAGAAUUUGUUUUUCUAUAAAAGAUAAAAUUCUGAA
Molecule: messenger RNA, 5109 nt
Organism: Gymnogyps californianus (California condor)
Lineage: Eukaryota; Metazoa; Chordata; Aves; Accipitriformes; Cathartidae
Gene: SLC30A9
Product: solute carrier family 30 member 9
Exons: 18
Coding region: 54-1766 (570 amino acids)
Biological process (GO): transmembrane transport; zinc ion transport; positive regulation of transcription by RNA polymerase II
Cellular component (GO): membrane; nucleus
Molecular function (GO): monoatomic cation transmembrane transporter activity
Source: RefSeq, a predicted model, not a curated record